AUGCCGCGGAAUACAUCCCAGGUGCUUGAAGAGAGCUUUUAUGUGCGGGACGAAUACAAUAUACUCAACGAAUUCGUGGAGAAGCAGAGAGAAUUGGCUAUUGCUGGGCCCCUGUUCCUGCGGGCCAAUGUUACUUGUUGGACAACCUGGAAUAGGUCCGUGGGUUGUGCAGGAUUGUCGUUGCACAAUACGACUAAUCACACUCCUAAAGGCAAGACUGUCUAUUUGACAUACUGUCUCCUGAAUCGGCUCGCACAAGGAAAGCCCACCGUGCUUUCGAAGUCGCGUUUGAUGCGUUUUGCCUUUCUCCGCUCUGGUGUUUACAUGGUUCCAGGUGACUCCUUCGAUUUUUGGAACCAUCCUGAGGUCCAUGCAGCUAGAGCAGAUUUGCGUGGCCUUGUUCUCUUUGACCUCACCCCAGGUGAGAAGGUUGACAAUCCGCAUCGUCGCCCAAGCUGCAAGAGCUGUAUCAUUGGAUAA
Messenger RNA from Cantharellus anzutake, 480 nucleotides. RefSeq lists its product as uncharacterized. NCBI's taxonomy places the organism in Eukaryota, Fungi, Basidiomycota, Agaricomycetes, Cantharellales, Hydnaceae. The record is from RefSeq and is a predicted model, not a curated record. The coding region runs from base 1 to 480 and encodes 159 amino acids. The transcript has a single exon.